AUGAAAUUCCAACUAAAAUCGAUCCUUUCGUCAGUCGCUUUUCUUCUGGCAGCAGUUAAAGCCGAUGAGGUCAAGCUGUUUACUUCCGACGGUGUUGUCUACAGUUAUGCUGUCGUUACGAGCACGAUUGCCCCUCCCAGCGUUCGAGUGGAAACGCACUACUACACAACAUUCCGUGUCAGAGAGACUACUUUGGCGGAUUCAGAAGUACAAACUACAACAGAGAAGAUCAUAUCUGCUUCUGAGACAACUUCGCCGGUUGAAAGCCCAUACAGCUCCACGACACCAACAUUUUCCUCACCUUCCAGUAGCCAGACCGAAGAAUCAAGGAGCAUAUCAACUUUAAUGCCUUCCUCCGUGGUUUCUUUGACCACUAAUACUGGUUUCACUUCCUCAUCGAGCUCAAGCACAAGCUUCUCCCAAUCAUCGAGCUCCGCAAUAUCCAUCGUAAGCACAUCUUCACAGUCGGCAUCCCCCACAGUUAGUAGCGUGGAUGGCUCGUCCACAACACGGACUACUGUGACGGGAACCGACGGUAAAUGCACGGUGUAUUAUGAUGAUGCCGAAUAUUACAGUACAGUGUAUCUGACUGAACCCAAUCAAUCGGUAGAUGCAGCAACCACCAUAACGAGCACUAGGCUGGUCUAUGAAACCUUGACACUGAAUUGA
Molecule: messenger RNA, 669 nt
Organism: Torulaspora globosa
Lineage: Eukaryota; Fungi; Ascomycota; Saccharomycetes; Saccharomycetales; Saccharomycetaceae
Gene: DSE2
Product: Dse2p
Exons: 1
Coding region: 1-669 (222 amino acids)
Source: RefSeq, a predicted model, not a curated record